AUGGAGCCGGAAUCAGCCCCGGUCUCCAGAGUCAGAGCAGCUGCGUCCAGGGGGGGAUUCCUCUUAGCCUGGAUUGUCUUCUGCUCUACCUGUGGCCUGGCCUUCACCCAGGGAGAUCCUGAAGAUGUGGAUGUCCUCCAACGGCUGGGCCUCAGUGGGAAGAAGUCAGCUGGUGGAUGGGCCCCGGGGCUGGCCCCCAUCCCUCCAGGAGUCAUCCCGUUCCAGUCAGGAUUCAUCUUCACCCAGAGGACCCGGCUUGAAGCUCCCACGGGUGCCAUCAUUCCUGCCACCUUUGGCACUGACCUGACCUUGGUGCUGAGCCUCUGUUCCCACCGCGUCAAUAAUGCCUUCCUCUUCGCUGUCCGGAGCAGCAGGAAGAAGCUGCAGUUGGGUGUCCAGUUCAUCCCCGGCAAGAUUGUUCUCUACCUGGGCCAGCGGCGCUCGGUGGCCUUCAGUCACGAUGUGCACGACGGGCGGUGGCACCACUUGGCCAUCAGAAUCCGAGGCCAGGUGGUCACCCUCAUUACUUCCUGUGGGAAGCACCAGAUGCCCAUGGAUUUGCAUUUUAAAAAAGAUGAAUCUCUAGAUCCUGAAGGGUCUUUCCUCUUUGGGAAAAUGAACCAACAUUCAGUCCAGUUCGAGGGUGCAGUGUGCCAGUUCAAUAUUUAUCCUUCUGCCAAGGCAGCUCAUAAUUACUGUACAUAUCUGAAGAAGCAGUGUAGACAGGCUGACACAUACCGGCCACUCUUGCCCCCACUCCUUCCCCUCCUUCCCCAGGACCCUGGCGCCGACGUCCGCCUCGGCCUCCGGACUGACCCCUCUGUGCAGAGCCUGAGGAACCUGACCACUGUGAUGCCUCCAUUGGCAUCCCUCCGAAUUGCCAAGCCCACCCAGGCCUUGCCCAGAGCCCCAGGCAAAGGUGCCAAGAUGACGAUGGUACCUUCAGCACUGACCAGCCCUGGGUGGGUGGUGCCCCUCCGCCAACCCAUAAGGACUAGCACUGCAGUUCCCCGGUCAUCCCGAUCCACUGCAAUGAGUAGUUUGGUCUUGACCGUGCCGGUGACCGAAAAGCCAUCGCCUUUGUCCUCAGGCAAAGCCUCCUCCUCUGUGCUCAGGCCUGCACUGCCCACCUCGCCCAGCAACUCAAGCAAAGCUCCCAUUCAUGCCAGGAAGCCUGGGCCAGCCACAUCUAAAGCCAGUGUGGUGAAGACUCCCUAUAUUCCUGUGAAGCCAGUAACUCCUUCUCUCACUGUGCUCCCAACUAAGAGGCCCCCUCCCGUGGUCAAGUCAGUGCCCACCUCCCCGUCUAAGAGCUUCCCUUCUACCCUGAAGCCGGGGCUCCACGCCUCCCGCCCCGUCCCCGCCAAAGCCCCCCUUCCAGCCCCAGGGAAGCCAGCACUUCAGAGCUCUGGAAUAGCCCACACUCCUCUUGCUACUGCCAGGCCGGUGCCUCCUGCUGGAAGGGCCUCUCUUCCCGUCCCCACCAAGACGCUGCCCCAAGGCUCCAGGGCCAAUGUGGCCGGCAUCGUUCCUUCCACCGGUCAGCCAGUGUGGGCCUAUACUGGCGCAGCCAAGCUGACCCACCCUUCGGUUAAGCCAUCCUUGCCAGCCUCAGGUUCUAGCCUAGCUCAGACCCCCAGACCCCCAGGGAAACCAGCAUUUCCUACUCCGGGGAUCAAAUUUCCCGGAACAAUGCCUCCCACCAUCCACCCAGGCUCUCCUCCUGGUCUCAACUCUACUGGCAGCAAGAGGGUGGCUGAGUCCACUGUGAAGAAGAAACUGAAUCCAAAGAGUACGCCCUGGCCUCCCAGCCAUGCAAGCCCCAGGAAGGCUGGAGAUGCUCCCACUACUGUUUCCUUCUCUUCAAGCCUGAAGAAUCUGACUGCUCGGCCCCUCCCCAAACAGGCUCAGCUCGGGCGUACGGCUGCCAUGGUGCCCACGCAGCAUCCACCCUCCGGCUCCCGAUUUGUGGGCGCUGUCACCCUCUCUCACACAGAUGGCUACCUAUUCUUUGACCCCAUUGGGCCCACCUUGUUUCCAUUGCUGUUGGGACCUCCGGGGCAGAAGGGGGACCCCGGCUUCCCGGGUGCCCCUGGGCCUCAUGGAAACCCUGGUCCUCCUGGUCCUCCUGGUGCAAAGGGACAAAAAGGAGAUCCUGGGCUAUCCCCUGGAAAGGCCUAUGAUGGUGAAAAGGGAGACAUAGGCUUACCUGGACUGACUGGGACUCUAGGACCCACUGGCCGAAAGGGGCUGAAAGGCUAUCCUGGACCACCUGGACAUCCUGGAGACCAGGGGCAGCCAGGACCGGAAGGGAGUCCAGGAGCCAAAGGUUAUCCUGGCAGGCAGGGAUUACCUGGGCCAAUAGGAGAACCUGGACCCAAAGGCAGUCGGGGGUAUAUUGGUCUCCCAGGGCUCUUUGGCCUGCCAGGACUUGAUGGAGAAAGGGGGCAACCUGGAGUUCAUGGCAAGAGGGGCAAGAUGGGUAGGCCGGGAUUUCCUGGAGACUUUGGGGAAAGAGGACCCCCUGGAUUGGAUGGCAACCCUGGAGAACUGGGUGCCCCAGGCCCACCUGGAGUUCAUGGACUUAUUGGUGACAUGGGAGCUAUUGGUCCAAUCGGCUACCCAGGACCCAAGGGAAUGAAGGGGCUUAUGGGAAACAUCGGAGAACACGGACUGAAAGGUGAUAAGGGUGAUCAAGGGCUGCCUGGUGUGCCCGGAGAUAUCGGAUUCCAAGGAGAUAAGGGGAGCCAGGGAAUGUCAGGGUCACCAGGUGCUCGAGGAAAGCCAGGCCCCCCAGGAAAAUCUGGUGACAAAGGACCAGUUGGGUUUCCUGGGCCUCCAGGCCCUGAGGGUUUCCCAGGGGACAUAGGACCACCAGGCCAGAAUGGACCAGAAGGUGCAAAGGGAAAGCCAGGAGCUCGAGGCUUACCAGGACCGAGAGGACAGCUUGGGCAGGAGGGAGAUGAAGGACCAAUGGGGCCACCAGGAUCCCCUGGGUUAGAGGGUCAGCUUGGCAGGAAAGGAUUUCCAGGAAGGCCUGGCCCUGAUGGCUCCAAGGGUGAGCCAGGAAAUGCGGGUCGACCUGGAAGAGUGGGAGAGCAGGGCCUGAUGGGAUUUAUCGGUUUGGUCGGAGAGCCAGGAAUCGUUGGAGAGAAGGGCGGCCGCGGUGCUAUGGGCCCACCAGGUGCUCCUGGAGCCAAGGGGUCGAUGGGUCAUCCUGGGACAGCAGGAGGAGUUGGGGAUCCUGGAGACCCCGGGCCCCCAGGACCUCCUGGAACUCGAGGGCCGCUGGGGCUGCGCGGAGCCAAGGGACGUCGGGGGCCCCGAGGACCCGAUGGACCAGCAGGGGAGCAAGGGUCACAAGGUGUCAAGGGCCCUCCAGGAACACAGGGCAAACAGGGCCUGGAUGGACAGCAGGGCCAGGAAGGCGAGAGAGGGGAGAUGGGGCCUCGUGGCUUCCCGGGAAUUCCAGGCCCUUCUGGUCCUCCAGGGGCCAAAGGCAUUCCAGGAGAACCGGGCCCUCAAGGACCACAGGGACUGAUUGGCCCAUUGGGAGAGAUUGGACCAAAGGGUCCCCCUGGUGCUCUGGGAGAGCCUGGCCUUCCAGGUGAAGCUGGGAUGAAGGGUGAUUUUGGACCUUUGGGCAUCCCUGGAGAGCAAGGUCUGAUUGGUCAGAGGGGCGAGACAGGGCUGGAGGGAGAUAGUGGCCCAGCUGGACCUGAUGGCCUAAAGGGAGACAAGGGUGAGCCAGGCCCGGAUGGCGAGCGAGGAGAAAAAGGCAAAGAGGGCCUGAAAGGCAAAGAGGGUCCCCCUGGCUAUCCUGGUGUCACAGGUGUCCGGGGUCCAGAGGGAAAACCAGGCAAACAAGGCGAGAAGGGGCGAACUGGACCCAAGGGCGCCAAGGGCUACCAAGGGCACCUUGGCGAGAUGGGUGUUUCAGGAGAGCCUGGACCAGCUGGCAACCAAGGUCCAAAAGGAUCCCGAGGCACCCUGGGACCAACGGGUGCUCCGGGGAGGAUGGGAGCUCAAGGAGAACCUGGACUGCCUGGCUAUGAUGGACACAAAGGACUUCAGGGACCUCUUGGACCACCAGGGCCAAAAGGCGAGAAGGGAGAACAAGGCGAUGAUGGGAAGACUGAGGGCCCUCCAGGGCCUCCCGGAGAUCGGGGUCCAGUGGGUGAUCAUGGAGACCGAGGGGAGCCUGGAGAUCCUGGAUAUCCUGGCCAGGAGGGUCUUGAAGGAAGCAGAGGAAAAGCUGGUCAACAAGGUUUACCGGGGCAUCCUGGACCUCGAGGACGACCAGGACCCAAGGGAUCGAAGGGUGAAGAGGGUCAGAAAGGGAAGCAAGGAAAGCGUGGAGAAGCCGGCAGCCGAGGCACACAGGGCCUGGUGGGACUGCCAGGGCCGCGAGGUGUGGUGGGAAGGCAAGGCCAAGAAGGACUCCCUGGCCAGGAUGGAGUUCCCGGGAAGGACGGCCGAGCAGGACAGCAGGGGGAACAAGGAGAUGAUGGAGAAGUUGGACCCAUUGGCCCUGCAGGCAGGAGAGGAAAUCCAGGUGUGGCCGGUUUGCCCGGAGCUCAGGGACCCCCAGGAUUCAAGGGUGAAAAUGGAUUGCCUGGACAGCUGGGUCCUCCCGGCAAGCGAGGGACAGAGGGAGGAACAGGGCUCCCUGGGAGCCAAGGGGAGCCAGGAUCCAAAGGCCAGCCGGAACUGAGUGCAUCUCUCCCUUUUCCACAGCAGCAAGAUGACCUUGGCGCAGCUUUUCAGACAUGGAUGGACUCCAGCAGUGCACUUAGGACAGAGGGCUAUUCCCAUUCAGACCUUCUGGUAAUGGACCAGGGUGGGGAGAUCUUUAAGACCUUACACUACCUCAGCAGCCUCAUCCAGAGCAUCAAGAAGCCUCUAGGAACCAAGGAGACCCCAGCCCGUAUCUGUCGGGACCUAAUGAACUGUGAGCAGAAGAUGACAGAUGGUACCUACUGGAUCGACCCAAACCUUGGCUGUUCUUCCGACACCAUCGAAGUCACCUGUAAUUUUACCAAAGGUGGACAGACAUGUCUCAGGCCUAUCACUGCUUCAAAGGUAGAAUUCGCCAUCGGACGGGUCCAGAUGAAUUUCCUUCACCUGCUGAGCUCUGAGGUGAUCCAGCACAUCACUAUCCACUGCCUCAACAUGUCCGUAUGGCAGGAGGGGACAGGCCAGGUGUCCCCCAAACAAGCUGUGCGCUUCCGAGCCUGGAACGGGCAAAUCUUUGAAGCGGGGGGCCAGUUUGAGCCAGAGGUGUCCUCAGAUGAUUGCAAGGUUCAGGAUGGCCGCUGGCACCAGACGCUGUUCACCUUCCGGACGCAGGAUCCCAGUCAGUUGCCCAUAGUCAGUGUCUACAACCUCCCCCCAGCUACCCCUGGGAAGCAGUACCGCCUGGAAGUUGGACCUGCGUGUUUCCUCUGAACGAUGACCUCCAUGCCGCUCCAUGUCACUCCAGGCCUCUGCGGACCCGAGACAUGGGGAGGAGGAAGUGUCCGUCCCUCUUCUACAGAGGCAGCCGGGCCAGGGGAAGGAGGAGGAGGAGGAGGUGCCCACACCCUCCCCGUCUCCAGCGUGGGCCCAGUGCCCACUGACACACACUCCACCCCUGGGGAAGGCCCAUGGACCCAGGACAGGCCGUGCUUGUCACCUGCAGGGUGGAGGCAUGUGUGGGGCAUCAGGGGAAGGGACGGCCCUGGGACAGGCUGUCCUGGGAUCAGCCCUAGCCAGUAGCUAUGAGGAUGAAGGUGUGAGGCCCGCCCCAAGCCAUCCCAUCUCCAUCCAGCAACCAAAGAACCAUCCAAAAGUGAUGGCAGCCACAACCCAACCCACAUUCCCCCAAGUCUCUGUUACUGAGUCUCCUUGUCUCCCAGACCCUUCCUCCCCAGUUCUCUGCCAGGCAGGGAGAGAGGAACUGAAUAAUUCAGGCCCUCCAGUAGCUUUUGAGAAGGGUUAGGGUUGGGCAAGCUUUCCCUUUACUACCUGCCAGGAAGCUUUUGAUGUGCAAUAUUAGAAAAGAUGGGUGAAACAGGAGAAAAAAAAAGUAUAAAUAUAUAUAUUUUUAUUUAAAAGAAGAAAAUAGGAAAUUACUGCUCCUUCCCCCAGGGUGGCCACCUAAUGUCCCACAAUGGGAAAGGGGAGUGGGGGAAGAAUGAGAGCAAAAGGGAAAGGCGUGGAGGGUAGGGAAGGAAAGGAAGGGCACUGCCAAUGAUCAAGUGGAAAGAUCUUAGGGGCCAGGGUGAACACGUUUGCUACCUCCCACUGUGAACUCGCUGGUGCUCAAAAAUCAUGUUGUAUUGUAUGUGAUUCUUUUUAAAAGGAAAACUAAGACACAUCCUAUUUAAGGUUCUGAAGGUGCUAUUCCUUUGGCAGCAGACUCUGAAGAAAUCGGCCAAUGUGGAAAGCUCCCACAUCUGCUUCUCUCCCCAAAUAAAAUGACAGAGGUCAGGGAAUGAUUCUCUCCCCUUUCCUUCAGCUAGUCUGCAAAAGAAAAGAAGCCAAAAACAAAAAAAAAGUUAAAAACAAUCCAAAAAAAACAAAAACAAACAAAAACAAAAAAAACCCUACCAGAAGUAGAGAUCUACCUUUUAACUUAAGUUCAUGGAAGUAUUCUAAGGGACAAGCUCUCCUCUUGGGGUGGCAGGGAUGGAAGGGACUGAGGGAGGGACCUCGGUUGUUGACCAUCAGGGGCUGGAAGGGAGCUCAGAUUCGAACCAUCUCCUGUUGGAGGGGUAGGAGGUGCCUGCUCAGUCCAGCUCUGCCCCUGGACACUGAACAGAUGUUGGCAAAAGCCCUGCCGGUUAGGGACUGGGCUUCGGAGACUGAGUCUAAAUCUUAAAGGCUGUCUUUCUGUACCGCCUGACAGACUACUCCCAGGGUGCCUCCCUCCACCUGCCCACGGCACCCACACUUUCGAACCCCAGCAGUCCAACAUCUCUCUGGGAGUUUUGUCCUUUCAAGAGUUGCGUGUGUUUUAUUGUGUCGUCGUGUUUUUGUUUUUUUUUUUAAUUGUUAAGUUUUGUAGAAAUCUUCCGUCGCUAGUCUCUAUGUGUAAAUUUGGAAUGAACAAAAAGAGAUAAUUACAAUAACACAUGGAAAUCUCUAUAAGGGUAAUAUUAUUAUUGUAAGCCAAGCUGUACUAUAUUGGAAAAAGCUUCACUGCUUGGGUGGUUGGCAUUUUUGUGUCUCAAAGUUAUUUUGAAUAUGGGAUUCUUUUGUAGAAAAGGAAGAUUAUAUGUGAAAGUCUUUAUUUGUGUAUAUUCUUUGGGAGAGGGCAUUGUCUCUCUUUGGGGUUUAAAUCUGAUUUUUUAAUACCUCACCCUGCCCUACCUUUUGCUCCUUUUCCUCUGUCCCCUCCCAGAACCCUUUGCCUGGCCCAAACCCUCCCUGUACACCUCAGCACCCCACCUUCCCCUUCCCCACCCCCCAAAUCACCAGCCACACCUUUCCUGAAGCAGGUGCAUUUCAUCAGUUACUGUAGCCAAGUAACCCGGGGCUGGCUCCUCCUCAACCCUCUGGAUCCCCUCUUCUCGUCCUGUUCACCGUCUUCUGUCUGUCCUUCUGGGUCUUGUCCAUUUUUCCAGUCUGUUACUUUCCAGAUGUUUUUGUGUUAAGACCCUAUUUUGUUUUCUCCCUCCUGGACUUUCAAUAAAUAUUUAAAGC
Molecule: messenger RNA, 7686 nt
Organism: Gracilinanus agilis (Agile Gracile Mouse Opossum)
Lineage: Eukaryota; Metazoa; Chordata; Mammalia; Didelphimorphia; Didelphidae
Gene: COL27A1
Product: collagen type XXVII alpha 1 chain
Exons: 53
Coding region: 1-5448 (1815 amino acids)
Molecular function (GO): extracellular matrix structural constituent
Source: RefSeq, a predicted model, not a curated record